CGUAUGGUAAAUGGUAAACGAAAUUGAAAACUACAUCAUAUACGAAAUUGAAAACUACAUCAUAUACGAAAUUGAAAACUACAUCCACCUUUCUCUUGUGGUAGUCUAUACUUUAAAUGGUAAAAGAAAUGGAAAACUGCAUCAUAUAUACCUAAACCCAGAUAUGGCUGGUAGACUUUAAAUCAUAUAAUGCUUAAUCGUUAUAGUGAUUACUAUAAGAACUACAAAAGGACUUUCCCCAUAUGCUUUAAAACUUCAAGUUCACGUCCUUGUAUCUUAAUUAAUAAAGGUUAAAAGUUACGUAAUAAUCCCAUCAUCCGCCCCUUCCUGUAUAUAUAUAGUCCCUGGCUAGAUCUCUCUCUCCUCUUUCAAUCUAUAAUAAUAUAUUUCUUCUAACCACAUGAAUUCUUUUAUCACGUUUGCUCUUCUCUCUCUUCUUCUGGCACUAAACUCAAACCCGUCGUAUGCCUCCGGGCGCAACCACACAGACGAUACAAACGCGUGUAGGGUGACGCGAUACAGCAGGUACAUUAAAAACGCGUGCAGCGUAACGCAAAACCAACAGCUAUGCUUUCGAACGCUAUGGCCGUUUGCAAUCGUCGCUAAAAACAACUCGAGCAAGUGGGCCCGAGCUAGCGUCGCGGUGACCAUAACGGACACGAAACAGAUCCUAAGACUCUUGCUGAAAACGCGGAGUUCGGCGGUUGGGAAACGCGAGAGAGUCGCGUUAUCGGAUUGUCGAGAGCUAUUCGUGGACUCCCUUGGCAAUCUCUACAAGUCACUCGCCCUUCUCCGGAAACUGGACGCCGACGAGUUUCAGCAGCAGAUGAGCGAUCUCGCCACGUGGUUAAGCUCUGCACUCACGGAUGAGGACACGUGUCUAGAUGGGUUUGAGGAGACGUCGAUUAGAUCGUCGACGGUGAGAAUGAUUCGGAGGAGAGCGACAAGGUGUAUGCAGUUAUGCAGCAACGCUCUGGCGAUACUGAGCAAGCUUGCUUAUGAUGGCUUGUAGUCUACGCUAUGGGCUUUAUCUUUUUUUUUUUUUUGAAUGAAUACGCUAUGCGCUUAUUAUUGUGAUAACAACAUAUUAUUAUUACACACGAUGAAUUAUACUACAUUUAAGCAAAUUAUCAUGGAUUAAUGAUUUCAUAGUAUUUACUCCGUUUUUCUGGUCUCCUCUUUCUCUAUUUAUCGAAUUUUGUUUUUUA
Molecule: messenger RNA, 1208 nt
Organism: Brassica napus (rape)
Lineage: Eukaryota; Viridiplantae; Streptophyta; Magnoliopsida; Brassicales; Brassicaceae
Product: pectinesterase inhibitor 6-like
Exons: 1
Coding region: 401-1012 (203 amino acids)
Biological process (GO): negative regulation of catalytic activity
Molecular function (GO): enzyme inhibitor activity
Source: RefSeq, a predicted model, not a curated record